Molecule: messenger RNA, 1737 nt
Organism: Neoarius graeffei (lesser salmon catfish)
Lineage: Eukaryota; Metazoa; Chordata; Actinopteri; Siluriformes; Ariidae
Product: vimentin-like
Exons: 9
Coding region: 63-1442 (459 amino acids)
Biological process (GO): intermediate filament organization
Cellular component (GO): axon; intermediate filament; cytoplasm
Molecular function (GO): structural constituent of cytoskeleton
Source: RefSeq, a predicted model, not a curated record
AGCUUCUGUGGUGAAGUGAGGACCAGGUAGGCGGCGGCUGUGCAAGCAAAAAGGAGUACAAAAUGGCUAACCGAACCUCCGUAGCGUCCCGCCAGUCAUCUUCCUAUACAAGGCUGUUCGGUAGUGACCGCAACGCGUCUGCGCGCUCCAGCUACUCGAGCCGCCAGUACUGCGUUCCAGCGCGCGCUUCCCGGAUCUCCUUCAGCGCCUUUUCCGCUCCGCCGUCCGUCAUCGCGAGCAAGAGUGCGCGCGUGCGGAGCGCUAACUUUCCCCGACUCGCAUCCGGUACCGUGGACUUCGCCACGUGUGAGGCGAUCAACACCGAGUUCAGAGUGAACCGUACGAACGAGAAAGCCGAGAUGCAGCAGCUGAACGACCGCUUCGCCAGCUACAUAGAGAAGGUGCGCUACCUGGAGCAGCAGAACAAGCUGCUGAGCAGCGAGCUGACCCAACUCCGCGGCAAAGGCACCUCCCGAGCGGCGGAUCUCUAUGGCGACGAGAUGAGGGAGCUGCGCCGGCAGCUGGACCAGCUCACUAAUGAUAAGGCCAGAGUAGAAGUGGAUCGAGAUAAUCUAGCAGAAGAUAUUGAGCAUCUAAGAGAGAAGCUUCAAGAAGAGCUGCUUCAAAGGGAAGCAGCUGAAAACAACCUCCAGAGCUUCAGACAGGAUGUCGACAAUGCAUCCCUGGCUCGUCUAGACUUGGAGCGUAAGGUGGAGUCCCUUCAGGAGGAGAUCAUUUUCCUAAAGAAGCUUCAUGAUGAGGAGAUGGCUGAGCUACAGAUCCAGAUACAAGAUCAGCAUGUGCAAAUUGAUGUGGACAUGGCUAAGCCUGACCUGACCGCUGCACUGCGGGAUGUCCGUCUUCAGUAUGAAACUCUGGCCAGCAAGAAUAUCCAGGAGGCUGAGGAAUGGUACAAAUCCAAGUUUGCAGACUUGUCAGAUGCUGCUGCUCGUAACACUGAAGCCAUCCGCCAGGCCAAACAGGAUGCUGGUGAAUAUCGUCGGCAAGUGCAGAAUUUAACCUGUGAGGUGGAUGCACUUAAGGGCACUAAUGAGUCUCUGGAGCGCCAAAUGGGGGAACUGGAGGAUAACUUUGCUAUGGAGUCAUCUAAUUACCAGGCCACAAUUGCCUGUCUGGAAGAAGAAAUUCACAACAUGAAGGAUGAGAUGGCUCGUCACUUGCGUGAGUACCAGGACUUGCUGAAUGUCAAGAUGGCUCUGGACAUUGAGAUUGCUACCUACAGGAAGCUGCUGGAGGGAGAGGAAAGCAGGAUCACGACACCAUUGUCUAACUUCUCCUCCUCUUUUAGUCUGAGAGAAUCUAUGAUGGAAACCAAACCCCUCAUUGAGGGUCUGUCCAGGAAAGUGGUGAUCAAGACCAUAGAAACAAGAGAUGGUCAGGUGAUUAAUGAGGCCACUCAGCAUCAUGAAGACCUGGAGUGAACAGCUUUAUUUUUAAAAGAAUCUCACUGAGGAGCAUUGUAGGGAGAUGUAUCAGUGGGGUAUCACUUUUGGUGACACUAACCGUUUUAAUGUGCCUUUUUGCAAUUGUAGACAGAGCUAUAGAUGGGUGUUUCUUGAGCAGAAUGGAGGGUAGGCCAGUGAAAACCGGCUUUACACGGUGUUGUUCUCCACAAUUGCUAGUUUACACUGUACAAGUUGAACCACAGCAAUAAUCUUGGCUACACUGACUUUGUAUCAUUUGUCUGUUUGCAGUUUCUCCAAUGUAGAAGAAUAA